CGGCUUGUAAAAUGAAACAGCUCGCCGAGCUGAGUCACAGGUGGCCUUGCACCUUCCAGUUGCAGGUUCCGGCGCAGUGUGCAUGUCUCUGCAUGGAGCUGAGGUGUACGUGUGUCAGCCCUCAGAGACCUCCGGUGUUUACUGUUUACCGUGUGCGGCUUUGUUUACCCAGCGCUGCUCGGUUCGGACUCCUCAUCGCUGCAGUUGUGCAGGUCAAAUCCGUUUAGCUCGGCCUCCCUGUGGACCACAGCAGUGUCCAGUGUGUCCAGUGGCAGAGCUGAAGGCAUCCUGUGGGCAGCAUGUCUUCUGAGACUACGUCCCCUGUGCGGGCAGCCCCGUCCACCACACCCCCUCUGUCCCCCAGCUCUCCGAUAUCGCCCAGCUCCCUGCGUCUGCCCCCCUGCCGCCAUAGGGACCGCUCCCCCUCACCCAUGAGGGGCUACUUGAUCCCCAGCCCACUGCCCACCCGCCGCAACCGCACCUGCUCCGCCUCUGCUCGAGCCUCGGAGGGACCCGUCUUUUCUGGGGUGUGCAAGUGCUUUUCACGAUCUAAAGGGCACGGCUUCAUCAAACCGUUGGACGGAGGCGCUGACAUCUUCGUGCAUAUCUCAGACAUCGAGGGAGAGUAUGUUCCAGUAGAAGGUGAUGAGGUCAGCUACAAGAUCUGCUCCAUCCCACCAAAACAUGAAAAGAUCCAGGCGGUGGAAGUGACCAUAACUCAUCUGGCUCCGGGCACCAAGCACGAGACCUGGUCAGGGACGGUGGUCGACUCCUGAAAAAUGACGGUGCUCUGAACUGCCGGUUUGAGAGUGAUGGUUGUGUUCUGGAAUUGGGGGGGGGGGCGGUUAGAUUGUCCUCUGUUGGGGGUGGCGGGGGGGUGGUGGUUAGAAGAGGGCUAAAUGGUAACUAUGAGCUGACAGCAGGUGGCGUCCGAAGAAAAAUAUUGAAGAUAAUGCUUGCCUUUAUUGUUCUCUCUUCUGUGAACUUGUUUCCAAUGAUGAAACUUUUUGUUUUAUGUGCUGUGAGAAAUCAUUGCUGCCGGCUAUACACUAACAGUUAGUGGCUCAGUAUCAUAAAGGAUUAUUAGCUGUUUUUGUGGGUGGAUACGCUGCAAGAAACAGACUGUAUGCUCUUAACAAUAAAGCCUUAACUCAUCUACUGCAGUUUGUGGCCUACAUAGAUCUCAGAAAUGGUUUAUUUUUAUGUGAUGGGGUGAAAAAAAAAACUAAAGACUUCUUCCUAAUAUGAGCUUGCUGUAAAAAACAAUGUGCCAAUAUAUCUUCUUGAUUAUG
Messenger RNA from Colossoma macropomum (tambaqui), 1292 nucleotides. RefSeq names its product calcium regulated heat stable protein 1 (gene carhsp1). Gene Ontology annotation, molecular function: mRNA 3'-UTR binding. The coding region runs from base 300 to 776 and encodes 158 amino acids. The transcript has 4 exons. Gene Ontology annotation, biological process: regulation of mRNA stability. The record is from RefSeq and is a predicted model, not a curated record. Gene Ontology annotation, cellular component: cytoplasm. Lineage: Eukaryota; Metazoa; Chordata; Actinopteri; Characiformes; Serrasalmidae.